This is a messenger RNA of Plasmodium malariae, 1191 nucleotides long. RefSeq names its product conserved Plasmodium protein, unknown function. The record is from RefSeq and is a predicted model, not a curated record. The coding region runs from base 1 to 1191 and encodes 396 amino acids. NCBI's taxonomy places the organism in Eukaryota, Apicomplexa, Aconoidasida, Haemosporida, Plasmodiidae. The transcript has a single exon.
AUGAAAAAGGUUGUUAGGAUAUUUUUUUCACCUAUAGUAUCCUUUUUGCUAUUGUUACAUCAAAAAAUAACGAUUAGUUCUUACUUAGAUGUGACUCUAUUUAAUGACGACAUUUUUGAUAGUAUGUUGAAAUCAGAGCUAUCAUAUAUGAGCAAUCAUUUGUCCUUUAAUGAAAAUAAUAAAUCAAAUAAGAGGAAGAAGAGAAAUGAUUCAGCUACAGAUGAUAUUUAUAUAUUAACACAAAUGCUGUCUCAAAUUAUACCAUAUAAUUUUUCAAUUUAUUCAUUAAGUUUACCGGAUGAAACGGUAAGUAAUAAUAACAGUGAUGUUAAUAACUUUUUAGAUUUGAUAAAUAUGUAUGAUGCUGAUAUUAACAAUACUAUUACUCAUCAUUUAAAUAAAACAGAACCAAUAAAAGGGUGUGAAAAUGACAUUAAAAAUCAUAAUUGUGAUAAAGAUGUGUUAUCAUGCAUAACAUUAAAAAAAAAUUAUUUAUCAGAAACCUGUAAAAAAUCUUUAAAUAAUUCCUUAUUAUAUUCAUGUGUUGAUGAUUUUCUUCAUUACUGUAGCGAUUACACAAAAUUUUCUAAAAUACAUAAAUGCUUGAAAAAGAACUUUUAUCAUUUAAAUGACAAAUGUUUAAAUAUUUUAAGCUAUUAUGAACACAUAGUUCAGAAAUUACAUAAAAUAAAAAGAAAACCAUACGAUAAUCAAGAACACCUAUUUUUAGAAAAAGAUAAGGGAAAAGAAAAGUCAGAUAAAGCGGACACUAAAGUUAAUGGUAGUAGCAUCAACAGUAGCAGUAGUAGAACAGGUAGUGUUGUGCGUGAGAGUAAUAGUGGUAAAAACCUCGUUGGUAGCAAAUAUAAUUUGAAAGCAACUGAUACUGGAAACGACAAGAAUGAUGAAAAAUAUAAUCUUUUUAACAAGAAUUCUUUUGAGCGAGAACCAACCAUAGUUGAUAGUAUAAGAAAAGGAUAUGGUCAUUAUUUUUUCCCGUCUAUGGACUACAACAAUUUAUUCGAUUUCAACUCAAGAACUUACGAAUAUAAAUAUUAUAUGUAUUUUGUUGCUUGCUUAUUUAUUUUAUUUCUUUUUUAUAUUUUAGUAAUAUCAGUUAAGAAAUAUUAUACAGCAGAUUCAAACAGCUUUUUGGUGCACAAUGAGAAAACUAAGUUAGCCCAGUUGUGA